CUCCCGCAGCAGCCCGGGAAAGCGGAGAAGCUGGCCAGCACAAUGGGAAAGAAGCAGAACAAGAAGAAGGUGGAGGAGGUGCUGGAGGAGGAGGAGGAGGAGUACGUGGUGGAGAAGGUGCUGGACCGGCGCGUGGUCAAGGGCAAGGUGGAAUACCUGCUCAAGUGGAAGGGCUUCUCCGACGAGGACAACACGUGGGAGCCCGAGGAGAACCUGGACUGCCCCGAUCUGAUCGCUGAGUUCCUGCAGUCGCAGAAAACCGCGCACGAGAGCGAGAAAUCCGAGGGCAGCAAGCGCAAGGCCGAGUCUGACACGGAGGACAAGGGCGAGGAGAGCAAACCAAAGAAGAAGAAGGAGGAG
Messenger RNA from Zonotrichia albicollis (white-throated sparrow), 360 nucleotides. The record is from RefSeq and is a predicted model, not a curated record. NCBI's taxonomy places the organism in Eukaryota, Metazoa, Chordata, Aves, Passeriformes, Passerellidae.